This is a messenger RNA of Funneliformis geosporum, 333 nucleotides long. NCBI's taxonomy places the organism in Eukaryota, Fungi, Glomeromycota, Glomeromycetes, Glomerales, Glomeraceae. The record is from the annotation of a GenBank genome assembly.
CUUCAAAAUAAUCCACACACCCCUUCAUUAGAGGACAUGAGAGAUAUGUACUCGACUGAACUUGGACAAUUAGUUAAGCAGAAUAGCAUGAACGCUUAUAUUUCUAAAUGUACUCUUAGUAUUACUUCUGACUUCGUUUGGAAUGAUCAUAUUCACGAAACUCAAAAGAUUAGGUUCGCAAUUCAAAUCCAAGAACUACCUCCUCAAUUAUUUAUGCGUAUCAUAUCUGAUAGGUGGAUAGGAGCUGAGAAAUUUCUUUCAGUUUCCUUAAACCAUCUAGUUUUGCCUGCAAAUUAUCAUCAACAUACAGAAUUGUUGAGUUUACCGCUCUGA